AUGGUUUUAGUUCAAGAUUUGCUACACCCAACCGCUGCUUCUGAAGCUAGAAAGCACAAGUUGAAGACUUUGGUUCAAUCUCCAAGAUCUUACUUCUUGGAUGUUAAAUGUCCUGGUUGCCUAAACAUCACCACUGUGUUCUCUCACGCUCAAACCGCUGUGACCUGUGAGUCCUGUUCCACCGUUUUGUGUACUCCAACCGGUGGUAAGGCUAAGUUGUCUGAAGGUACUUCUUUCAGAAGAAAGUAA
Torulaspora globosa is the source of this 249-nucleotide messenger RNA. RefSeq names its product 40S ribosomal protein eS27. Gene Ontology annotation, molecular function: structural constituent of ribosome; RNA binding. The record is from RefSeq and is a predicted model, not a curated record. Gene Ontology annotation, cellular component: cytosolic small ribosomal subunit; ribosome. Lineage: Eukaryota; Fungi; Ascomycota; Saccharomycetes; Saccharomycetales; Saccharomycetaceae. Bases 1 to 249 code for a protein of 82 amino acids. The transcript is spliced from 2 exons. Gene Ontology annotation, biological process: ribosomal small subunit assembly; translation.